GAACCACCAUUCGUAUUUCGUAACAUCAGCGAAAGUGGAGCCUACAGUUACUAUGGUUACAGCAUAGAUGUUUUGGAUAAAAUCACAAAGCGUGAUGGAGGCUACGGUCUGCUGGAGAAAGGCCACUGGACGGGUUGUAUAGGCAAUGUCGUUAGAGGGGAAGCAGACGUCAUACUUGGAGCCCUGACGGUUACAGCGGAACGGGAUAAGGUUCUGGACUUUACGCUGCCCUAUUACAACUUUGCCGGUAUACAGAUACUUAUGAAGAAACAAACGGUCAACAUCAAUCUGUUUUACUACGCCAAUGUCUUCACUGCUCAGGUUAGUUUCAUGAGAAAUGUACACGGUAUAGUCCACGUAGUUACAUCUGUAGUUGGUUCUCAUCCGCAUGGUGACCCUUUGGGUCACCGGGUGUUUAUCGCUUGUGUGAUGUCCUGGUGGGGUACAACAAGCAAUAGAGGAGGAGAUCCACCAAGAAGCUUAUCAGGGAGACUGCUGGUCGCUGGCUUCUGGUUCUUUUCCGUCAUCAUGAUGUCAACUUUCACUGCGAACCUGGCCGCAUUCUUAACUGUCUCUAGGAUGGGGAUGACCAUUACCUCCUUGGACGACUUGAACCGCCAGUCUGAGUCCAGCGUGAUGGAGUAUUUUCAGCGCAUGGCAAAGAUCGAGAAAGACUUCUACGAACGCUGGAAGACGAUUAGUCUCGACAAGACUUCCGAAGACGCUCAAGCCAGCCUGGCUGUCUGGGACUACCCUCUUGGUGAGUUUUUGGAUUCGGAAUGGAAUAAAUAUGACGCUAUGUGGAGUACAAUUCAAGAAAACGGUCUUUUGUCAUCCAACAUGGCGGGCGUGGAGAGGGUCAUGUCUGAGAACUUUGCUCUGAUCACCGAGACACCAGUCGUACAGUACUACACCAGUAGAAACUGUGAGCUCACAGGAAUUGGGGAGCAGUUUAGCAGGAGGCCCUACUCCAUUGGCUUAAAGGAACGAUCUCCUUAUACAGAUAAAUUUUCAAGAAGCAUCCUAGAGCUUCAGAAAGAGCUUGAACUGAGUUCCCUGCGUCUGCACUGGUGGGCAAGCAGUGAAGUCAACUGUCCGAAGGAGACGGCCAACACAGGACUGGACUUGUAUUCUCUGUCCGGUACCUUCAUUCUCACUGGUGCCGGCAUCAUCUUGGGCUUGAUUGUGCUUGGUCUAGAGCACAUUGUCACUCGCAUGAAGAGAAGACAG
Molecule: messenger RNA, 1230 nt
Organism: Candidula unifasciata
Lineage: Eukaryota; Metazoa; Mollusca; Gastropoda; Stylommatophora; Geomitridae
Source: the annotation of a GenBank genome assembly